AAAUCUACAGUAUUGUAAAGAGUAUUUGUGGAGAUUGGUGAACGUAACAAAUGAAAGUCAUCAGGGUGCGGAGACAAUGUCUGGAAGAGGAUAAUGGGAUUUAAACCUGUAAGCACUUAAAUCCCUUAUAUCAGCAACAAUGAUCGGUGCUGCUUCCUGUGGUUGAUCAGGGGUCUGACUCUAUUACAUGUCUGUAAUAACGGAGUACACAUAGCACCUCUACACUCAUAGUAACCAGUGCAUCUGCCUGGCCAAGAGGACACUGGCACCAUGAACAAGCUUAAGGGCCGGAGGCAAAGCCUGUUCCCCAAUUACAAACUUGGGGUCACAGCCCCUGCUCCCAAGGAUCCUGAAGACUCUGAACUUCCCUUUGGCCAACACAGCUGGGUGAAACCAUGGAAUUCAAUGCAUGAGCUAAGUGGGGAUAUUUAUGAUGUUUAUGCGGAGUAUGACGAUGAAGAAGAUGAUAAACCAAUGUCCACCUCUAAUAAACUGUCCUCUUCAACUAAAAAUUACAUGCUCAACAUCAAUGUGGGAGGCAAGGUCUACCAGAUCUCUUACAAGGUUGCAGCAAAAUAUCCCAAGACAAGAAUUGGCCGCCUUGCAACAUAUACUGACCACAGCAGGAAACUUGACCUCUGUGAUGAUUACACUGUGCAGAACAAUGAAUUUUUCUUUGACCGUGACCCAGACAUCUUCCACAACAUCUUUAACUUCUAUAGAACUGGAGUGGUCUGGAUUAAAGAUGAGUUAUGUCCACGCAAUUUCUUGGAAGAGAUCAACUACUGGGGGGUUCGCAUCAAGAAUACCCAUCGAUGCUGCCGCAUCUCAUUUGAGGAACGUCAAGAUGAACUCAAUGAACAGCUGAAGGUGCAAAGGGAGCUACAAGCAGAGGUGGAAACUGAGGAACAUGAGGACCGAUUUCAAGAUAUGGCUUUUGGGCAUUCACGUUUCCUCAUUUGGAAUAUGAUGGAGAAGCCCUUCUCGUCAGUCACAGCCAAGCUCAUGGCAGUUGCAUCCAGUUUCUUUGUGCUGGUAUCACUUGUGGCUAUGACUCUUAACACAGUAGAAGAAAUGCAGUAUACAACUACAACUGGCCAGCUGAGUGGAAAGACCUACUGUGAGUAUGUAGAGACUUUCUGCAUUGCCUUUUUUACUAUGGAGUAUCUUCUCCGACUUGUGUCCACACCUGAUCUCAAACACUUUGGAAAAAGCAUGUUAAAUGCUGUGGACCUGAUUGCAAUUCUUCCAUUAUAUCUUCAGAUGAUCCUAGAGUGUUUUGAGAAUGACAACUAUAGGAAACAUGGAAGUGACAUAGAGACUGUUGGACGAGUAGGUAAAUUGGGUCAGGUUCUACGUAUCAUGCGUCUUAUGCGGAUCUUUCGUAUCCUAAAACUAGCACGUCACUCUACUGGACUUAGAGCCUUUGGCUUUACACUCCGGCAAUGUUAUCAGCAAGUGGGAUGCCUUUUCCUCUUUAUUGCUAUGGGAAUUUUUACCUUCUCUGCCAUGGUGUACACCGUAGAACAUGAUGUGCAUCAAACGAACUUCACCAGCAUUCCACAUGCAUGGUGGUGGGCAGCUGUGAGUAUCUCCACUGUGGGCUAUGGUGACAUUUUUCCAGAGACUCAUCUGGGCAGGAUUUUUGCAUUUGCCUGCAUCUCUUUUGGCAUUAUUCUCAAUGGAAUGCCAAUCUCAAUCCUAUUCAACAAAUUCUCAGACUACUAUACAAAGUUGAAAGCCUAUGAAUACACCUCCGCUAUAAAGAAUCGAGGAAAAGUAAGGUUUGUAAAAAGAGCUGCAAAGACAUUUGAGGAACACUUCUAGAAUGCUUUGUGUUACCACUUAUUCACUCUCAUACUGGGUACAAUUGUAUUGUUUUAAAGCUGCUGAAUCAAAGCUGUAAAAAAAAUCUUUAUUUUAAAGACUGCUAUUUUAGAUGUCCACCUUCCUCAGGAAAUAUUUCUAAAUAGUUAAAAGUUGGGUUUUGUGUGUGUGUGUGUGUGUGUGUGUGUGUGUGUGUGUGUGUGUGUGUAUAUGUAUGUACACACACACAUACUAGGGAUGCACCGAUACCGGUAUCGGCCUUGAUACCACAUUUUCUAAAGUACUCUUACUCGUUUAAAGUCCCCCGAUACCUGGAAUCGAUACCACGGUCUGAGAAAUGUCUUUGAGCGGCGUGUAAGGGGUUAAUGCCUCUUGUGUUGUCCAAAGAGGCAGAGUUUACAACAAACUAGAAAACUAGUCCUUUGUUUUUUUGUUAAAAUAUAUGAUUAAAGCUGUUACCUGUAAAUUUAAAUCAUGUUUUUUUUUAACUACUCUGUAUCGGCAAGUACUGAAAUGCAUGUACUCGUACUCAUACUCGUAUUUUAAAAAAGUGGUAUCGGUGCAUCCCUAAUAUAUACACACAUACAGAGUUGAACUCAAAAUGUAUUCUUUACCAGGAUUUCUGAAUGUAUCACAAUUCUUUAUGGGUAAUUCAUAAAAAGUUACAUCUUAAAUACCAAUUGUGGUAUUUGGGGAAAAGCCUGCAUUUUAGAGUUGUUACAAAUCUUGUGAUUAAAAUUGUUAAUUAUCUUAGAUGACUUGAGGCGAGCUUAGUUUUAUUUAUGCAUGCCAUGAUUUUGAUGUGAAAUAAGACCCAAGAUCCAGGUUUAAUAACAUUUACCAACAUGUAUGGUAAAGAUCUUAAACUAAAUAAUAAAGACAAAGCCAGAUA
Messenger RNA from Paramisgurnus dabryanus, 2719 nucleotides. It is a transcript of the gene kcnv2a, whose product is annotated as potassium channel, subfamily V, member 2a. Gene Ontology annotation, molecular function: voltage-gated potassium channel activity. Gene Ontology annotation, biological process: protein homooligomerization; action potential; potassium ion transmembrane transport. Gene Ontology annotation, cellular component: voltage-gated potassium channel complex; membrane. The record is from RefSeq and is a predicted model, not a curated record. Lineage: Eukaryota; Metazoa; Chordata; Actinopteri; Cypriniformes; Cobitidae.